This is a messenger RNA of Effrenium voratum, 2623 nucleotides long. The record is from the annotation of a GenBank genome assembly. Lineage: Eukaryota; Dinophyceae; Suessiales; Symbiodiniaceae.
GCUCGGCGAUAGCCGGGAGCACGCGUCCGAGUUCAAGAAGGCGAGAAACAUCCACGUUGGUGAGGACGACCGUGACUUCGUUACUCCCGCUGACGUGCAGAGCUCCGAGCGACGAGGCCUCGAAGUGUAUUCGGAGGUGGGCCUCGUCAGCGAAAGUGAGUUUCAGCGGCUGGUCGGCUGCCUGCCUUCAAGCCUUGGCGUAAAGGCGCUUGGCCAAGAAAAAUCCAAUAACCCAAGACGGUUCACUCCAACCAACGAGGAGGGGCAAGAGCAGAAGUCGCUGCACUUGCUCAGUUUGGAGGGGCUUUCCUGCUGCGAGAUCCACAGCAUCAGGAAGGUAAAGCUCUACUGGCAGGUCAACUUGCAGAUGACAGAGGCCCUCCUUGAGCAGGCCGGCCAGCUUUCAGAUCUUCACCCUCACCGCGUCUACCAGUACAACCAGAAGACUAUGCUGGAGACCUUGCCGGACGGGCUCAGGGCAACAGGGAGGCUCAAGUUGAACACAGUUGCUGCUUUGCGGGAGAAGCACGCGUCUUUGCAAGCGGCACGCCAGUCCAAGGAAGUCGCGGAUCCGCUCGAGGAUGGCGACGCGAGUGCAGGUGCAGAUGACGUCUACUUGGCGAGCACCGAGGACCUGGAUACCGUCAUGCAGUCGCUAGACCCCGACAUGGCUAAGGUUGCCAAGGCAAAAGACUUGGCUGCCAGCAUCAAGGACCAGAAAGAAGGUAUCAUCCUUCAACACCGCAUUGAGGACUGUGAGCAGGCCGCAGCUUUGUGCAGUCCCGGCAUUUUACGCUUGCCCAAGAGGGACCUCCAGCUCAAUCUCAAGCGGAUGCAGCGUGGCAAGCAUGACCUUCCCGUGCCGUUGCAGCUCCAGGCAGCCCUGCGUUCCAUCUCGGACAAGACCCAGGAGCUGGUAGAGGCGCCCAGUCUGUCAGCCAAGACAACGAUUGCAGACGUGGUCGACAAGCUGUGCUUUUGGCGAGCCUUCCUCCAAAUUGAUGAUCAGGAGUCCAUGUCAUUUGAUGUCUUGGAGCCUUCCUUUGUGGCGCUGGCUGCAGCCUUGUCUGACACCUUCACGGGCAUGGCUCUUGAGGACUCAGAGCCCAACGUCGGGGAGUCCAAGGAGAAAGGGUGGGAGGCGUUUGCCACGUCCAUCAGCGGCGCCCUUGGCAACGAUGCUUUCUUCCAGAUGGUGCAGUGUCCCAAGAAAAACCCAGCGCUGCAGGAGUUGUGCGAAGGGCUGCUAAAGGCCUUCAUGGAAGAUGGUGCCGACUCCAUCGAGUACCCGAGCCCCCAUUUGAAGGAGGCCGCGCUGCGGGUCAAGCGGGCAAGCGGGUGCAUUGUUUCCUUGCUUGUCCCAGUUGCUGGCCACUGUGGUUCAUCUAUCGAGGAUGUCUUUCACAUUACCGGCUACGAGGGACAGGACAUGCUUGAGUCCACCCUUGCGAUGAGUGUGCAGAGCGUCGAGCAAUGGCAGGUCCUGGUGGACGAGACGCUCAAGACAGCUGCCAAGACCAAGCAGCUGGCGCCAGAGGUCCACUUUUUGCAGGAGCAGUUGGAGAACAGUUCAGAGCCGUGCGAAGUUGACGAAGCCCUCCGGCAAGCACUCGCACAGCUCAACAACUACAAGGCCUCUCUCCGUCAGGGUGCCACUCGAUCCCUCGAAAAGUUGCUGUCAAACCGGGUGAAGUUGGUGGCCAAGCAGAUGAUGUCCAAGCCAGCAGUCUCCUUGAAACCCGAGGACGUAGAUCUUCUCACUCGAGGCAUUUCCUACUUCCUGGCUGAGGAGGGCAUGGCUGACUUCCAGCGCGAGUUUGAGUCAUUCAAGGAGUCCAUUGCUUCCGACCUUUCCCUGAGUAGGCUUGAGGACUUUGCGCAGUCAAACCUUGACCUCCAGCAGUUUGACAACCACUCGCAGCUUAGUGUCUUGCUGCAUGAGACCGAGGGCCAGCUCUACUCAAAGCAGCUCAUCGAGAAAUUGCAGCAGCUUUGCUGCGUGGCAUUCCAGGUUCUCGACAGCCAGGUGGAUGCGGGAGAGGCCGGCGGGAUCCCAGAUGCGCAGCUCACCACAAUCCGGGCUCUGGUCACUGCUGCUUUUGCCUCAGAGGUAGCUGCAGCAAAGCUGCAGGCUGAACUCGAUUUGCUCAAGCAAGGGCUGGCAGUGAAGGCUGCAGAGGCCAGAUUCCUUUCGUUUGGCAAGACGACCAAAGACCGGUUGGACAAGGACAAGGGGGACUCCAUCCUCAAACAGAUCUUUGCAGCUCGCGGCCCUUUGACCAAACUGCAGACGAAGACCGACGAUGCCGGAUCGCUCCCCCAAGUUGAGGCUUGGGCUGAGGACCUUGACGAUGCCAGCUUCCCAAGCUUUGGCCGGCAUUUUGAUUGCCUUCCCGUGGCCAUCAGCGAGGCUUACCUGAAAAAGGUCUCUUUGCUCAAGGAGGAGUUUGUGGCUUUGGAUGAGACUGCAGGUGAGGUUUGCAAACAGCUGCAUUGCCCUGCGCAGUCCUGGAAAAAGUCCAUCAGCCCAACAGCCACCCUUGCUGAAGUCGAGAAAGUCGCCCAGGGCAGCAUCCUGAAAGAUGACAUCUCCGGGCCAACCAUCAUGAAGAUCAUCCAGCAA